UUUGAAAACAGAAAUGGCUGAAGUCCGAGCUGUGUUGCAGCGCUGUGAUCCGGAUCUGCUGGACCCCCGCGCAGACUCGGAGCAGCCGGACUCUGCUGAAGCAGCCAGGAUGGUCGUCUACCUCACGGACAGUCGUCGUGUUCAGAAGGUUUUGUGGCGUCAGCUGUUCGUCCUUGACUCCAUGAUGUCUCUACUGGAGGGUCUGGAGUCUGCCCAGCAACUGAUGACACAGCCCUGCCCCCCCCAGCCUGAGGGCGGGGCUCGGGGCAGGUGGAAGGCUCUGAAGGUGAAGAGCAGGUCGGAGGUGGAGGAGACGGAGAUUCUGCUCAGGUCACUGCAGGACAGAGUCCAACAGAUCCACAACAGACGACACACACUCACACAGCUGGUCCAACAGCUGCACAGCAAGAAGCAGCAGUGUGAACAGCUGGAGGAGUCUCUGCUCAAGGCCCAGAAUGCAUUGCAAUCAUGUGAUCGUCAGCUGAUCCAGCUGAGGGCGGAGUCAGAGGCGGUGCUCCGUCAACUGAUCAGUUGGCAGCAACUCAGAGACGAGCUGCAGGUGUAUGUCUCCGCUGCACAGGGCGUCAUGCAGAUCAACCUGCUCUCCUUCAACCAAUCAGAGCUGUGUGUGGAGCUCAGGCCACGCCUCUCCUCUGAUCUUUCAUCCAAUGAGUUGGAGCCGCUGAAGCUAUCAGUCACCUGGAGCCAUGACGACCGCUUCAGACUGCAGGUGAGUGAGGGGACGGCCGGUCUGGUGGAGGACUGUCUGUCGGGCCGUCGGGCGGAGCUGAGCGCCGCCCUGCUGGAGGUGAUGCAGUGUUACGUGGGUCAGGCUGAGCUGCUGUCAGAGAUCCAGACCCUGAGAUCCAGUUUUGCCAUCGACUGGCGUCCUGCACAGCGCCUGCUGAUCUACCUGAAGUCUGCGUUGCUGGUGUGUCACCUGGAGGUGGAGGAGGGGUACCCGAGCAGCGGACGAGCCCGCCUGCUGUCGGUACGCAGGGACGGACAACAUGUGGACACAUCUGGACUGAAGACUCAUAAACCUGACCUCAGUCUGACUGACUGGUUGGUUCUUCUCUGCAGCAGUCCUCUCAUCUGAUGGGCGCUCUUCAUUUCUUCUUCUUCUUUUGUCACUUUUACUUUUGAUCGUCCCUCAGGUGUCCACCAGGUGUGACUCUCUCACCUGUUCUUCUGUUUGUUUACUGUUGUUGUUCUCACCUCAGUAUUUGUGUUUUAUAUGAUGUCAUUGUACAAAACAUCAAAGUGUAAAUAAAGUUUUCCCACCAUGAAAAACCAGGCGUGUUGGCCGUGACAUCACAAGGCCAAAAACGAAUUAAACCUUUUUUAAUUAAACAAAAUAAAAACUGCU
Molecule: messenger RNA, 1369 nt
Organism: Seriola dumerili (greater amberjack)
Lineage: Eukaryota; Metazoa; Chordata; Actinopteri; Carangiformes; Carangidae
Exons: 9
Coding region: 14-1099 (361 amino acids)
Biological process (GO): establishment of localization in cell; mitotic cell cycle checkpoint signaling; mitotic sister chromatid segregation
Cellular component (GO): cytosol; dendrite; kinetochore
Source: RefSeq, a predicted model, not a curated record